This is a messenger RNA of Papilio machaon (common yellow swallowtail), 1556 nucleotides long. RefSeq names its product notchless protein homolog 1 (gene Nle). The transcript is spliced from 10 exons. Bases 73 to 1500 code for a protein of 475 amino acids. Gene Ontology annotation, molecular function: protein binding. Gene Ontology annotation, biological process: Notch signaling pathway; ribosomal large subunit assembly. Lineage: Eukaryota; Metazoa; Arthropoda; Insecta; Lepidoptera; Papilionidae. The record is from RefSeq and is a predicted model, not a curated record. Gene Ontology annotation, cellular component: nucleolus.
AAACGUCAAUGUGGUCUUGUUUACAUUUGAGGUUAUUCAUAUAACAAAUAUUUUUUAUAUAAUAGGAUAAAAAUGGAGGUAGACAGCGAUUUACCUAGCUCUGUACAAGCUAAAUUCAAAUCAGAUACAGGAGAAGAAAUAGGAAGUCCCCUUGAUUUGCCCUUAAAUGUUACAAAAGAACAACUUACACUCAUAUGCAAUGCUCUGCUUCAAGAGGAAGAUAAACCAUUCCUAUUCUUCGUUAAAGAUGUUGAAAUUACUACUUCACUGAAGGAUGUAUUGGAUACAGUAAAAGUAAAUUCAGAAGAAGUAGUUGAGAUAAUUUAUCAGCAGCAGGCUGUGUUUAGAGUCAGACCUGUUACACGUUGCACAAGUUCUAUACCUGGACACGCUGAAGCUGUUAUAUCAACAAGUUUCAGUCCUUCGGGUAAAAGUUUAGCUAGUGGGUCUGGUGAUACAACUGUCAGGUUUUGGGAUUUAAACACUCAGACACCGCUACAUGUAUGUAAAGGGCACACAAACUGGGUGUUAUGUAUCAGCUGGUGUCCUGAUGGAUCUAAAUUAGCUUCAGCAUGUAAGCAAGGUAAAUUGAUGUUAUGGGACUCGGAGACAGGAAAUCAAAUUGGCAAAACUAUGAUGGGGCACAAACAGUGGAUAACUGCAUUGGCUUGGGAACCAUAUAUGAAAAAUCCUGAAUGCCGAAAACUGGCCAGUUCAUCCAAAGAUGGUGAUGUCAGGAUAUGGGAUACAGUAACAUGUUUAACUAUUCUAAGCCUAACAGGACAUUCUAAAGCAGUCACUUCUGUAAAGUGGGGUGGAAAUGGCCUUAUAUAUACAUCAUCACAGGAUAGGACCAUAAAAGUAUGGAGAGCUGAUGAUGGUAUUCUUUGUCGAACCUUAGAAGGUCAUGCCCAUUGGGUGAAUACAUUAGCCCUCAGUACAGAUUAUGUGUUAAGAACUGGGCCAUAUCAUCCAAUACUUGACAGAAAUGAACCUACUACAGAUAAAAAAAUUCUGCAACAACGAGCUAUUGACAGAUAUGAACAGGCAUGUUCAUAUGGUGCAGAGCGUUUAGUAUCAGGUUCUGACGAUUUCACAUUAUUUUUGUGGCUACCUGAAAAAGAGAAACGACCUCUUGCUAGAAUGACAGGACAUCAGCAGCUUAUUAAUGAUGUUAAAUUUUCUCCGGAUACAAGGAUUAUAGCAUCAGCAUCUUUUGAUAAGUCAGUGAAGCUUUGGGAGUCAGCGACAGGGAAAUUCAUUACAACUCUUAGAGGUCAUGUUCAAGCAGUGUACAUGGUAGCAUGGUCGGCAGAUUCAAGACUUCUCCUAAGCUCUAGUGCUGAUUCAACAUUAAAAGUUUGGAGCAUGAAAACAAAGAAGCUAGAGCUAGACUUACCCGGACAUGCAGAUGAAGUGUUUGCUGUAGAUUGGUCUCCUGAUGGAGCUUAUGUGGCUUCCGGUGGAAAGGAUAAAGUAUUGAAAUUGUGGCAACAUUAAAACAUGGUUCACAUCUAAUAAUGCUUUAUUGUGGAAAUAAAUCAUUUAAUAACAAA